Xylaria bambusicola is the source of this 1347-nucleotide messenger RNA. Its product is annotated as Manganese/iron superoxide dismutase. Gene Ontology annotation, molecular function: metal ion binding; superoxide dismutase activity. The transcript is spliced from 2 exons. The coding region runs from base 230 to 1126 and encodes 298 amino acids. Gene Ontology annotation, biological process: superoxide metabolic process. The record is from RefSeq and is a predicted model, not a curated record. NCBI's taxonomy places the organism in Eukaryota, Fungi, Ascomycota, Sordariomycetes, Xylariales, Xylariaceae.
GUACAUUGUAGGGAAGUGGACACCUCUGAGCUAGCGACUUCUCCAGGCGGUGGGGUGUGCCUGGCCCAGCAAGUGCCUCCUUCAGCCGGCGAAACCAAUUUUCCAUCUCAAUGCCAAUUCAUCCAAUCAGCACGAGGUAGCUCUCGGUCGCGCUUGGCAGCCAGAAAAAAGUGAGGUCUCGUACCAAUAUUGCAAGGUCCUUUACGACGAUAAACGACCACACAUCACCAUGUUGCGCCCUAGAUUAAGGAUACCGCGGGCCGGCGCCUUACUGCGGCGGACAACCGUCGUCCGCCCGCUACACUCCGUACCCCAGCUCGACCAGUUCAAAGACGACAAGUCGGUACCGGGAUUACUCAGUCCCGCUGGUUACUCGACAGCCUGGACCGGGUACAUGAACCACGUUACGGACAGGCUGAACAGGCUGACAGCCGGAACCGAGUUCGAACAGGAAGAUACCUUGCCUAUCCUCAAGAGUGCCGCCCGCGACCCAGCACAAGCCGCAACCUUCAACUUUGCCUCGAUGGCGCAUAACAACCACUUCUUCUUCAAAAACCUAGUAAACCUACAAACCCUGUAUGAACAAACGGCCCAGUCAAAUGGCGAGUCGCAAGUAAUAGAUGUUGAGGGAUCUGAGGCGAGGAUUCCGCCCAGGCUGAAGAAGGAAUUAGAGAGGAACUUCAGCUCCAUCGAGACGCUGAAGAGAGAAAUUUUCGCCACAGCAAAGGCCAUGUUCGGCCCCGGCUUCGUGUGGCUCGUCCGGAACGCGCAGAGCCAGGAGCUGCGCAUCCUGAACACAUACCUGGCCGGAUCGCCCUACACGGCAGCGCACUGGCGGCGUCAGAACGUCGACUGGAACACCAUGUCCGCCAGCCGAUCGACCGCCUCCUCCUUCUUCGCACGGACAGCAGCAGGCGCCGGCAACACCACCGGCCAAUUCACCCAGCAGGCCCCCGGCGGUGUCGACGCCAUCCCUAUCCUAUGUCUGAACACGUGGGAACACGUCUGGCUCACAGAUUUCGGCAUUGAAGGAAAGGCGGAUUUCGUCGCGGCGUGGUGGGACGUCAUCGACUGGGACAAGGUGGAAAAGCUAGCCAUACCCGACCGUCGGGACGGUUUCAAAUAAAUAGAGGAACUAGGAAGAGGUGAAGAGAGGAAUAAAGGGGGAAUCUCACGCUAACUGUAAGAUAAUCAAGCGGCCUCUGUUCUUCUCCCUAUAUGGGCAGUAAGGGGGGAGAGGAGCUGUUGUGUCAUAUGGUAAACAUGUAAAUAUAUACAAAAGCAACCGAAUAAAUCCACCGUCCUCCUUCACCAUUGCUAUGGACUAUGCCUGCCUAUGCAGAAUGA